AAAUUGUYGUGAAUUGUUUUCAAUUUCACGUGGUCCAAACAUGAAACUUCCGCCAUCUAAGCUCCUCCCAGUCCGUCAAUCAAGUCUGCCAAACUCAAGAUAUAAGAUGACACAAACCCAGAUGAAAUUAUUUUGCGAUAAUAUAUCCAGCUAACCUACAAAGAGUAAUUUCUACAGACAGACGUCAGCAUUGAGACCUAUCGAGUUCCAGUUUGUUAUCCUGGUGAAGGAAGGAUGGAAGAGUUACUAAGAGACUUUUUUAACGAUCCAAGCACUGAAAGAUAUAUCAUGUCCAAUUGUGAAUGCGAUGAAGAAUUGAAGCCUUAUCAAGUUGCAAAACGUGAGCAAGAAAUAUACUCCUCGUGCUGUUAUAGCAACUCACCAUGGCAACCAGUGCCACGCAACCCGUUGGCCCAGUACCGUGACGCGACAUAUGGMCAAGGAGAGGAAAGAGUAUACUUUCUCAACCUAAGAAACGUUUACGAAAAAGUACAAUGUCGAAAGAACAAGCACUCUAAGCAACGAGUAACGGGAGCKGUGAUUGAUAUGAUGGUGACAUACUGCGCACAAAUACAACAUAUCGAGGUGUACGCUGAGAGACUCCCUGAGGCAGCAAAGCUUUGUGGAGACCAUAAUGGACAGGUGCCACUCAAACCCAGAAUGGACAAUCUCAUGCUAACAGAUGAUUAUCAGAGUCACCAAUAUUUCUCAGUUGAUUUGGACUCAGUGUACGAAAGUCCUGACACUGGUUGUCCUGUCUACAAAUUGUCAACAGUUGACUCAGAACGAAGGAAUCGAUUCCGUUUAGUUGUGUACAUCGUGUUUCUUGAUGGGACGAGAAGUCGGCCUACCUACAGUAUGUCUUUCUUAUUAAGAAGCAAACGAAGCACAAGAUGUUCGCCUUAUUGAGUCUGUUCGUCAGUAUUCAUAACAUCAACGUUUUCUUGGUGUUUUCGGUCCAUACACCUGUACGGGUUUUAUUUCUAUCCCGUUAGACAAAACUCUUCGUAAAAACGCAAAAAAGACAAAAUACAAACACGAAGUCAUGAUAAUGACAUUAUUUCUAAAGUUAUGUUUUUUAAAAAACAACAACGAAAAAGCUAUUUAUACAUAUACCAUAUACGUUGAUAUAUUUGAAGGGAAAUAGUUGUACAUAUCACAUAAAUCAGUGUAUAUUUGCUAAGUUUAGAGUAUUGUACGUCGUGCAACAAACCCUAAAGUCAAUUUUUAAGAUAAAGUAUGAAAGGAUUUUUUCAAUAAAGUUUAUAAAAGUAA
Messenger RNA from Exaiptasia diaphana, 1275 nucleotides. RefSeq lists its product as uncharacterized. The record is from RefSeq and is a predicted model, not a curated record. NCBI's taxonomy places the organism in Eukaryota, Metazoa, Cnidaria, Anthozoa, Actiniaria, Aiptasiidae. The transcript is spliced from 3 exons. Bases 235 to 909 code for a protein of 224 amino acids.